This is a messenger RNA of Aureobasidium namibiae CBS 147.97, 852 nucleotides long. RefSeq lists its product as uncharacterized. Lineage: Eukaryota; Fungi; Ascomycota; Dothideomycetes; Dothideales; Saccotheciaceae. The coding region runs from base 1 to 852 and encodes 283 amino acids. The transcript has a single exon. The record is from RefSeq and is a predicted model, not a curated record.
AUGAUUCUCGGCAAGAAAGCUGACGACUUCUUCGUCGUUGUCAAGCAGCACCUCGACAAUAUCAAGCCUGGUCGAUUGGACAGCAGCCUCGACGCGUUUCAGCAAGCUGCUACGACUCUCGUUGACUUGUCCGGAGAUCUCAAAGGACAGGAUCUUGCUCACCUGAUCUACAAUGCCAAGGCGACCCUGCUUUUCACACAGAUCUACAUUGUGCUUGCUAUCGUGGUUGGCGCUUUGCUGAUCAGGAGGUUGGGACGAUUCAUUCACCAUGUCCGCAAGAGCCUGAGGAACCUUAGUGACGUGACUGAGAUUCAGAAGAAUAUCCAUUAUCAGACUCAGUUCGCUGGUGCGGUCCACAGGUUCAUUGAAUACCAGCAUGUCUUGCACAGCAAAGAAUACUUGAACGACCCACAGGAUGCUGUCUACUUUGUCUAUCAUCCUGGAAACGACUGGCAUGCCUCUUUCCAUGCUGAGGACGUUUCUAUCAAAGGGUUCGGUGGUGUCUAUGAUGAUCUUCCAGCACUCAUUGAGCAUCUUCGCACUCUUCGUCAAGAUCCCGAGUUCAGCGCUGUCAUAUACAUCUUGCUUCCUUCAGCUCACCGCUACGACUUCCUUACCGAUCUUCGCUCUGAUACAGCUCUUCUACCUCUCAAGAUUCGCGGUCAAAGAGAUUACAGUGGCAAAGCGUUAUGUCGUGGUCACAUCAAAGGCAUGCCCCUGGGCGUGGAUAUGAAAGACGUUGAUUCUUCGCCAAAGAAGCCAAAGACAUACUGGCCUUUCAUUUGGCCCCUGAUUAGCUUGAUCGUGGUGUUUAUGAUGUCAAUUGCUACUACAGGCUACAUUGAGAAUUGA